Messenger RNA from Rosa chinensis, 1251 nucleotides. Its product is annotated as cyclic nucleotide-gated ion channel 1. NCBI's taxonomy places the organism in Eukaryota, Viridiplantae, Streptophyta, Magnoliopsida, Rosales, Rosaceae. The record is from RefSeq and is a predicted model, not a curated record. The transcript has 4 exons. Bases 241 to 1131 code for a protein of 296 amino acids.
CCUGUUCAACGACUGGUAGAUUGUUGGAAGUCAAAUUGUCACAUUCUCCUAGGAGAUCCUCAAUCUAAAAGAAGUCGACAUUUUUUCUGUGGAAAUAUUACCAUACACAACAGCAACAAUCUCUCUAAAUGGGAUGAAUUAUGUCCGGUAAAAGAAGCAAAACCAGAUGUCUUUGAUUUCGGUAUAUAUAUCCCCGCUCUUCAAUCUAAUGCGACAAGUUCAACACAUGUCGUGCAAAGAAUGUCACAAUCUUUUUGGUGGGCCUUACGGAAUCUGAGUUCUUUUGGUUCGAACCUCCAGACUAGUCUGUAUACAGUGGAAAUCUUCUUGUCUGUGAUGAUAUCUAUAAGCGGCAUGGUGUUAUUUUUAGUAUAUCUAAAUGCAAGGGUGCAGAUGCAGGAGUCUCAAGAAUUAUUAGAUCAGUCUAAAUCAAAAAAGAAGCAGUCGCAAGAAUUAUUAGAUCAGUCUGAAUCAAAAAAGAAGCAGUCGCUGAAACUGUGGUUAGAUAAAAAUGAAAUCCGACCCAAUACGGAUCAGAUGGAGACCAUCAUGAACAACAUACACAAACUUGAAGAAAACAAAGAUAUCGAUGUGCAAAACAUGCUCUCUAUUCUUCCUGUAGAUGACAAAAAAAGCAUCAUCCAGUUGCUCUGCUUGGCUUCACUAAAAAAAGUGCCUGUGUUUGAAAAUAUUGAUCAAAAUAUUUUGAUAGCAAUCUGUGACCAUCUUAAGCCAGUGACAUACACUGAAGACAGCUAUAUUGUGCAAGAGGGGAGACCACUUGGGAAGAUGCUCUUCAUCGUGGAAGGCCUUGCAUGGACUUACACUACCAGUAACAUCAUUGAUGUAGGAACGUUAAAGAGAGGUGAUUAUUACGGAGAAGAAGUUUUAACUUGGGCAUUCCAACCUCCCUCCUUUUCUGGUUUACCCAUCUCAACUAGAACGGUUAUGUCUCAAGAAAAAAUCGAAGCCUUUGCUAUCAGAGCCGGUGACUUGAAGAGUGUUGUCUGUAAGUUUAGGUGCCAUUUUAGGAAGAAGGUAGAUUUUUCACAGCUGCAGCUCUGGGAGAAUGGCGCCUCCGUAAUGCAAAGCCUAAAGUCCCAAGUAAUUGACAUAACUCCUUGUCCCUAACUGCUGCUAUUGUGUUUCAGCUCUGCUAUUGCUAUUCCAUCGCUUUUGUUUGUAAUUGUUUGUGUAAUGUGUGUUGUAAUCUUUUAUACUUUUAGAGAAUCAGUGGCUUUUGUUGUAGUU